Plasmodium adleri (nom. inval.) is the source of this 675-nucleotide messenger RNA. Its product is annotated as conserved Plasmodium protein, unknown function. The transcript is spliced from 3 exons. NCBI's taxonomy places the organism in Eukaryota, Apicomplexa, Aconoidasida, Haemosporida, Plasmodiidae. Bases 1 to 675 code for a protein of 224 amino acids. The record is from RefSeq and is a predicted model, not a curated record.
AUGAAUGAAAGUAGCAUAAAAGAGAAAUUGAGAGUGUCCAUUAAUCACAUGAACAAGAGGAAAUUAAAAUUAGGAAUUAAAAUAUUUUCAUUAGAAAAAACAAUAUGUGAAAUUUUUAAUAUUUUUUCAAAAAAAUGUAAGAAAAGGUUAAAUGAAGCAUUAAUAGAAUUACAAAUAAAAAAAAAAAAUUGUGAUAUUUGUUCAGAAAAAAUUGAUGAAUUUCAUCCAUUUCUUUUGUAUGAUGUAAAUGUGGACAACACAACAUUUUAUAUCAAAAAAAUAGAAGCUUAUUGCUCCAAAUGUUAUGCAAUAAAAGACUUUUCCAUAUUUUCAUAUGUUUUAUAUAAUAAUAAAAAGGAAAAUGAAUUUUUAAACUUUUCUCCAAUUUAUGAACAUUAUUAUAAAGUUAAUAACUUGGAUGUACGAAUGAGAAAUAUUUUGGAGAAUGAUUUGAAUAAUUACUUUGCCGUAUCCAUACUAGUAAAAAAUUUAAAGUGGAAAUGUUCCACUCCUCAUGAGACCUUCGAAGAGUUCCUCGAGUAUUCUUUAAACACCAAUUAUAAAAUAAAGACAAGUAUAACUAGCCAAAAAAUGAGGAAAAAAAAUAAAAGAGAAGAUAAUGAUAAAAGGAAUUCCAAAAUUGAUGUUCAAAAAAAAUUAAAGAUUGAAAAAUGA